Molecule: messenger RNA, 4494 nt
Organism: Aplysia californica (California sea hare)
Lineage: Eukaryota; Metazoa; Mollusca; Gastropoda; Aplysiida; Aplysiidae
Source: RefSeq, a predicted model, not a curated record
AGCCAAUGCACACUUUUGUCACUUUUAAGUCUUUAAGAAGUUAACAUUUUCGUACUGUACACCUACACUACAUAUACUUCCAUGCGGGGCAUUUAUUAAUUCAUGUCACUAAAAUCAUCAAAUCGUCCACUUGAGGGCGAUAUCGCCAAUGUUGCCAAGUACUGGGUUAUGACAAAAAGAUUGGGUUUGGACAAUAAUUUAAUUCCCCUGGUUAGGUAGGCGUGUUCAGCUCGAGAUAAUAUCUUUGAUGUGAUAAUCUCAAAAAGCACCCUCACUGUCCGAUAUGUCUAUGUAAUCAGAAACAUGGCAUUGCAAGACAGUGUUGUCCUGGGAGUCAUAUCUUUCAGCGUGAACGAAAUGGCGGGAAAAUGGAAGGGCAGUUUUGGUACGUCUACCUUUUGAAACCGGGGAGAAAUAAUGGCAUCGUCUUCAAACCAAAAUCUGCAGAGGUGAUUUGUUAAAAACUCCGUUUGCAUAUUUGAGGAAUGAAACACAGUCUGAACUAAGAGUUGCUGAACGUUGCCGUUGAGUAUAUUACUUUGAACAGAUUUUUCAUGCAGUGUUAGUUCCGUACUGCUUCUGUUUCUAAAUAUCUUCACAAUCAAUUGUGUGACCGAGUGCUUUACAAUCCUAUUUUCUUACUGUGGCAAACUGGGAAAGACAUUAACUAACGUCUAUGAAAAACUGCGGCCCAGGCUUGCCCAUUUGCCUGACUCAAUGGUACAAGUUGCUGCUCAAUUUGCUAUGUAAAAGUGCGGCAAACAGUACUGUGGUAAAAUUUUAGGAAGACCAUAGGACGAAAAUAAUUAAGUGGCACAAAGAAUAAAGAAUACUUCAGUUUUCUCUCAAGAAGACAAACAAUUCCAAUUCUAGUGUUGUAAGGGCUAUCCUUUUCUGUGGGCGUGAACACAAACGGUGUAUAUCGAAUGAGUCAUCAGACAGAGGGAAACAGACUGCAUUCACAAACCACAGAACUGUAUUUACUGAACGACCAUUUGAGAUCCAAGUCUUUCAGUAGUUGUGUUGCUGAUUAAUUGGUCUAGUUUUAUAAAAGACCGCAACCCUCUUAUAUUAUUUUGGAUUAAUGAUUGAAAAGUAGGCAAGAUACCCAUACGCUCUAGUUUUGUUUAAUGUUUCGUCUUUCUUUUUUGGCAAGGGAAGGGGCACUAGAGCUUGAAAAUUUAUUUUUCUAUAUGAUUAUAUGCGUUGAAUACUGGAUACACCCGAGAGCAAUCGUGGCAUCGUAAACUAAAGAUAAGUGCAAAGACUGUCAAAGUUUUUGCGACCAGUGACAUUUAAAACAGUUUGGCUUUGUUCCUGACGAAGCCACCUGAAAUUCCGACUUCAGUUUAUCAGUUUUAGUGCUAAUGAAAAUCUCUUCAUUCAUUCUUUAUUCGGGUUUUUUAAAAGUUUUUGACAAAAUAAAACACACGGUAUCUCAAAGGUUUUGUUUUUUUUUAACAAAAUAAAACACACGAUAUCUCUUCCUGAAAUCUUUGAGAAUCUAGACCAGAGCUCACCAAACUUUUUGUUUAAAAGUGGACUUGAUAACUGAUAGAAGGCCGAGCACUGGCUGAAUAACUAUUUUGUUCAGUACAAUACACUAAAUACACAAAUAAAGACAAACAAUCGUUCGACUGAUUUAAACACAAAGUACAAAAAUACCCCCCCCCCCCCGAAUCGUUUAGUAGAAGACGUUAUGAAGUCUAUAGCUGUAUUAAGAGGACGUUUAAUUUGAACUAAAGAGCUCGAUGAAAUAAUGGUACCAUUGAGGUGACCAAGCAAGGAGCACGCAACAAACACAUCUUCCACGUUCUUCUUUCCCUCCUUCUAGCAUGGUGGUGGGCCAGACGAACUUACUGGCCUCCAGGGCUGGAUCUGGCCCGCGGGCCGUAGUUUGGUGACCCCUGAUCUAGAUAAUCAUAGACAUGAUCUGAAUGUAAGUAGGAAUCUCCACUGGGACGAGAGUGCUGCUGUUUGAAUCAAGGAAGAGCAUGCACAGCGAUUAUAACAAAGUUCUGAGAGGAGCAAGACAUUUCACAUUUGUAUCCCCCCCCCCCACCUUAAAAAAGUCAUAAAGACAUCCGGAAUUUUUUUUAAAGUUCAAAGAUCAGAAGUCCUCACUAAUACUAGAUGUAUGGACGCUACAGUUUUUGAAGGACGAAAAAGAAAUGGAGUUUCAAAGACUGUUGGCAUUAUUGUAGAAGAGAAAAAGCAAGAAAGGGGUUUUAUCUUAAUGUUACGAAGAUUGAAUGCAUGGUUCUAUAACAAAAAAAGAAGAAAAAAACUUAGAACCCCCUGUAAAAAAGUUGAAAGCAAGGGCAACAGAAAGCAAACAAAUCAAGAAACCAAAUACCUUGAAUACUGAUAAGAUCAAAAAGUAAACAAAUGAGUGAACUUAAAAGGAAGCACUGCGAUUGCAAAGGGUUUUUAAAAAGUAAAAUCAACCUAAUAAAUAAAUCUAGAAAAAAGAGAAGCAUGGAAGGGAUAACAAAGACUCGUUUUCUUUUUUCAGAGAUAUAAUGUAUUAUCAGUAUUAUUAUAUGGCUUAGAAUGCUGGUUGAUAACUAGAAAGAAGAGCGAGAAAUAAGGAAGCAACAGAGAUAUCGCUUAUGAGAAGACAGCUAAGAGUUUUACGGAAGGAAUGAGAAUCUGUGCUUAAUAAAAGAUGAUAUCUGCAACAAAGACUAAUAGAACACCCAUUUCGUCUUCAAGAAAGAAAGCAAAGCAAAACUAUUGAAGAAAAGAGGGUUGUCUCCAGGAAGAAUAUAACAUACAACCAAGAAAUGUUUGCACCCAGAAGGAAAGAAAAAAAAAGAAAAAAAGAAGAAAAAAAGAAAAAAAAAAAAAAAAAAAAAAAAAAAAAAAAAAAAAAGAAACAGACAAGAGUUCGCGUUGAGAAAGAAAGAAGUGGAUAGCAACAUAACAGCAAGCACAACAAAACGUGACAGAUAGUUUAACGAGCAAAACUAACGGAGAUUGGGUGACAAAUUACCGAAGAAGGUUAAGACGACUAUUCCCAGGCUUAAUCCCUAGUCAAGAGAUCAUUUUCCGCAUUCUUUCAGUGUGAAUAUUAUCUUUCCCCAUUAAUCUCCAAGUGAACUAAAAUGCGCAUGAAGUUUAAGUGUCAUGUUACUAUAAAGUCAAAAUCAUUUGCCAGCAAUGCUUUAUCUGUCAACGUCAUACACAAAGCUUUUAGCCUCCCAGUUGGUGUACUUGAGUCACGUGUUGAGUCUCAAUGUCCCACGGACGAAACCACAAGAAACAAUCAAUGGCUUUCAAUAGCAGUGGACCCUCGGUGAGGACCAUUCGACACCGUGCCGCUCUAUUGGAUUUUCCCGACAUUUUCCCCCCGGGUCUCCCACCGAUUUUGUCUUGUCGUGCACGCUUUUAUUUCUUAACACUCCAUUAACGAGGACUGGGAAGGGAUCAGCGGCAUAGCGGUGCCCGUAUACCAACGUUAAUGGCGUUUGUUGAUUCUUGAUAGCGUUUGUUUGAUUCCUGGGAGCGUUUGUUUAGAUCCAGGAGUAUUCGAAUCAGAUUUCAGACACGUCAUCUUCGGAGAGAUUGGCUACGGUUUUGGCAGACAAACGGCUAGGCGUGAGCAGACACCAUGACCUCACGGGGUUCGAGUGGCGGAAGAAGUCGACAUGACAAAGAAAUGUCUGCUGUGACCUUCAACCUGAAGGAGCAGCGGGUUCUGGAGAAGUCACUACAGACCUUGAAACUGGAGGAAUCCUACGCCCUGAAGCUGCUGGAACUGGAUAACAAAGUUAUUAAGGUUCGCUACAGGAAGCUAAAAGACAGAGUAUCCCGCAUCAAGUCCCAUCUCCCGGCCGAUGAUAUAAACAAAUUUCGCGAGCUGGACGCAAAAGGCAAAAUGAAGCCUCUCUACGGCAACAUGUCUCUGUCUAGUGCCAUCAAAAUCGCCGCUGCGUCUCGCAGACUCAAUCUCAACAGCAGCCAAAGCUCCGGACGGCGUGCUAUUCGCAGUGCACUACCUAGGAUAUCCGUACAACAAGAAGACAACAACGCUAACCAACUCCGUAGCAAGUCUAGCGUCUCUUUUGCACAACACGACACCGACAGCGGACGGCAACGAAGUAAUUCCGUGACAGGGGCUUUCAUCGACGCCCCAGAAAGAAAAACGCAACAGCGACCUGUGACAGCAUUUGUCUCUCAUAUUUCAACGAAAGGACGCUCGAAAUGUAAAACCCCUACACCCAAAGACGACUUUGAAGACGUAGUGGCAAGGGCUAAUGGUCUGACAGUGGAAAACAACAAACACUUUCUUGCCAUUCCUUCCGAAGAUGGGCUUGAAAGGUCAAGGACAGCUCCUAUACGAUCGGUGUCUGCCUACCAUAGAGGUCACUCACCUUUUUCCAGUCACGUGACAAGCGAGAGAGAUUCCCGAUGGGCACAGAGUGCGUCCUUGGCCCGCGCCAAGAGCAGGGGCCGGCGAUUGUCUCAUGUGUCCAUGGACUCCAUCGACAG